CAAAGGCUGCUGGUACCCGGGUGUCAUGGCUCCGAACGUAAACAGAAAGCUAUGAAUAACGACACAUUUUGUUGUAUUAUUUAGCCAAAAUAACUGCAGCUACAUUUUAACUGUACCUAUCAGCGGGAAAAACAAGUGCCAGGAAAAAACAUGUCCGGGGGAAACAAAGCCAUUGAGUUACAGCUUCAGGUGCGGCAAAAUGCGGAGGAUCUGCAUAGCUUCAUGGCGGACCUGGAGAGCUGGGAGACAGACAUAAAGAAGAAGGACGAUGAGCUGAGGACGGGAGGACUUCAGGAGGCCCAGAAGACGCUCCCUCCUGUGCGCAACAAAGACUACAAAACAAAGAUGAGGGAAAGGAAGAAGAAGAAGAAGAAGAAGAAGAAGAAGAAGGAGCCAACGGGCGGCGGCGACGCAAAGGCUGAGGAGCCCAAGGAAGACUCAAGGAUAAAGGCAUACGACUAUAGAUCGUGGGACAAGUUUGACGUGGACAAAGCUCUGUCCGAGAUGGAUAAGGAGGAAAGUCCUGCAGAGUCAAAUGAGUCCGACUGCGAGGAGGCGACAGCUGAUCAAGAGAAAGCGCUGUCUGAGAGAGAAAAGGGUAACGCGUUUUUCAAAGAUGGGAAGUACGACGAUGCUGUCGAGUGUUACACCAGAGGGAUGGCUGCAGAUCCUUACAACCCUGUGCUUCCCACAAACCGAGCCACCUCCUUCUUCAGACUCAAAAAGUAUGCUGUGGCAGAGUCCGACUGCAACUUGGCGAUAGCUCUGGACAGCAACUACUUCAAAGCGUAUGCACGGAGAGGAGCAGCACGCUUUGCACUGAAGAAAUAUGAAUCUGCUUUAGAAGAUUAUGAGACUGUUCUCAAGCUUGACCCCGGGAACGGGGAAGCAGAGAAUGAAGUGAAAACAAUCAAAGAGACUCUCAGUCAUCAGGCACCAGCCGCCCCGAGUGGAGCCCCACAGCCACAGGAGGCUCCCACAGCCGACCCUGAGCAGCAGAGACUGAUGGAGGAGCAGCAGAGACGACAGGAGGCGGCUGUACAGAAAGACAGAGGGAACGCCUAUUUCAAAGAGGGGAAGUAUGAAGCGGCUGUUGAGUGCUACAGCAGAGGCAUGGAGGCGGACAGCAUGAACGUCCUGCUGCCCGCCAACAGAGCCAUGGCCUUCCUCAAGCUGGAGAAGUAUAAGGACGCAGAGGAGGACUGCACCAAAGCCAUUUCUCUGGACAUCACUUACUCCAAGGCUUUCGCCCGUCGUGCCACCGCCAGAGUAGCUUUAGGGAAACUGGGGGAGGCCAAACAAGAUUUUCAAGAGGUGUUGAAGCUGGAACCAGGGAACAAGCAGGCCCUGAAUGAGCUCCAGAAACUCCAGAUUGACGUAACCUCCAGCGGCCUUCUCCAGACACCAGACGGCACACAGAGGAGAACCGUUCAGCCACUAGACAAACCAACACAUCUGCGGUCAACGAAACCUCUGAGGAGGAUCGAUAUCGAGGACGUGAGCGGCGAGGCGACGGUGUCCGAGGUGGAGUCAGGUGGGUCCAAGUUCUUCGUCCAGGAGGCGCCGAAGGAGGCUGAGGAUGAAUCGUCUCCGCUGUCGACGUCACCCAUCGCGAAGAUGAUCAAGAUUGAGGAGAUAGCAGAAGUCCCCUCGCACACGUCUGACCAACUCCCUGUGAGCAGGCAGACCAAACAGCCGGCGCAGAGGGAAGCCGUUCAUCCUCCUGAACCGUCGCCAGCCAGCCCCCCCACCUCGACAGGAGCAGACCCGCCUCCUCCGCCCACCAGCAGCUUCCAGCUGGAGGCCGACCUCCGCACGAUCGGAAACCAGCCCGAAGUCAUCUACAGAUAUCUGAGGCAAAUCAAACCCGAGGCGUUCACAAGCAUUUUCCGCAACUCCCUUGAACCCGACAUUCUCAAUCAGCUCCUGAGGACACUGCACGGUUUCUAUAUCAAGAACGAAGCAGCGGCCGUCACGCUGGAGAUCCUCAGCAGCCUGGCGAGUGUGAGGCGCUUCGACAUGGCUGUCAUGUUCCUGUCGUCCCCGGAGAAGAAAGUGCUUAAAGAACUGUUUGACUUCCUUCACCAAGCGGAGCUGGAGGGAUCAUCUGUCGCAGCGUUACAGAAGAAGUACGGUGUGUGACGCCGUGAGCUCUAUAGACUUUAAACCACAGGACUAUAUUAUUUUCAAAGCCAAAGCAACAAUGUUGUUGUAUUCUACCACUGAAUAAACUUACAUUCAAUUCACUUUGAUUCAGUUGGACUGCUGUGUUAUGGAAAUACAACGUUGUCUACUUUCUAAAGUCAGAAAUUCACAAAUUGUUGAUUGUAAUUCUGACUUUAGUGCAUUUUAGAGUUAAAGUCGAUAAAGACAGAGAGUGUAGAAUCCUGUUCCUUAUGCAAAAGCUAAUGUCAUCAAUCAUCUUACUUGAAAAAAAUCUGCAAUGUUACUGUGUAGAUGUUUAACCAUUUACUGUUUUCCAUAAAUGUAUCAGCAUGCAAACCUGAAACAACUAGGCGAUCAUACCCCUACCAGAAGGGACGUUCCAUUAACAGGAAGUGGGAGUUUCCAACUUCCCAAUACUUUUUGAAUGCACCGCAAGUAUUGAUUGGUCUCUGUGAGCCCUGUUUGAAUGUUCUUCACGUUCUAAACUGGCUCAGUUUGACCGCCGAGAACUCUGUUCUGCAAGUACACAUUUUAAAUCUCUUUUCAGAAGCUGAACAACAAUUAAAGGUGUAUUUUGUAA
Messenger RNA from Anarrhichthys ocellatus (wolf-eel), 2746 nucleotides. RefSeq names its product RNA polymerase II associated protein 3 (gene rpap3). The record is from RefSeq and is a predicted model, not a curated record. Gene Ontology annotation, cellular component: protein folding chaperone complex. NCBI's taxonomy places the organism in Eukaryota, Metazoa, Chordata, Actinopteri, Perciformes, Anarhichadidae. The coding region runs from base 151 to 2142 and encodes 663 amino acids. Gene Ontology annotation, molecular function: protein binding. The transcript has 17 exons.